AUACCACAAUUAAUUCCCAACAAUGGCUGCCACCACCUCCGCGGCCGCCGCCGUCCUCCCCCUGGCCUCCCUUCUUCUCCUCCUCCUCUCCGGCCCGGCUGCCGCCCACAACAUCACUGAGAUCCUCGCCCCCUUCUCCGACUUCUCUAACUUCAACAAUCUGCUCUCCCAAUCCAAAGUCGCCGACGAGAUCAACCGCCGCCAGACGAUCACCGUCCUCGUGGUCGACAAUUCUGCCGCCGGCGCGUUCUCGUCCCUGCAGGCCGACGUCCUCAAGCGCGCGCUCUCUGUGCACGUCAUCCUCGACUACUACGACCCCUACAAGUUCGAGCGCCUGAAGAGCAAGACCGCCCUCCUGACCACCCUCUACCAGGCGUCGGGCGUCGCGGCAAACCGCAUGGGCUUUUUGAACUACACGGAGCGCACCGACGACGAGCGCAUGCUGUUCGGCUCCGCCGAGCCCGGCGCGCCCCUCACCGCCGAGCUGGUCAAGGUGGUCGCCGCGCGGCCGUACAACAUCUCCGUGCUGCAGGUCACUGCUGCGAUCAUUCCCCCCGGGAUCGACGGGUCGAGGACGCUCGUCUCUCCUCCGCCCCCGCCGCCUGCAGCGCAUUCGCCCAAGAAGGCUGCUGCUCCCGCCCCUGAGGAGGCCUCGGAAGCGAGCGCGCCUGCACCCGACGCUGCGGAUAAGAGCGACGCGCCGGCGCCUGCAGAUGGCCCCGUCGGCGAUGCUCCGUUGUCGUCGCCUCCGGCUCCGGCUGCAGUGGCCGAUGCCCCCGGCCCGGGGGCUGACAAGGCUGCGCACCACUCUGCGGCGCCCGGGAGGUUGGCCGCUGGUGCCGGCUUUGGGGUUGUAAUGGGAGCGGUUUUGUUGGGUGCUCUAUGAGCAAUGAUCGAAUUGGAGUUUGAGAUGUCGGCAUAUUUAUUGCCCCCAGGGAUUGAAGGAUCCUGAUUCAUUUCGGAUGUGGUACCCAAUUGUUGGAAUUACAUAGCAACCCCAAUGAAUGAAAAUCAUAUUAAUUUUACA
Ananas comosus (pineapple) is the source of this 1027-nucleotide messenger RNA. Its product is annotated as fasciclin-like arabinogalactan protein 3. The record is from RefSeq and is a predicted model, not a curated record. Gene Ontology annotation, cellular component: plasma membrane. NCBI's taxonomy places the organism in Eukaryota, Viridiplantae, Streptophyta, Magnoliopsida, Poales, Bromeliaceae. The transcript has a single exon. Bases 23 to 886 code for a protein of 287 amino acids.